This is a messenger RNA of Penicillium odoratum, 516 nucleotides long. RefSeq lists its product as uncharacterized. Gene Ontology annotation, molecular function: translation regulator activity; zinc ion binding; mRNA binding. Bases 1 to 516 code for a protein of 171 amino acids. Gene Ontology annotation, cellular component: cytoplasm. The record is from RefSeq and is a predicted model, not a curated record. The transcript is spliced from 5 exons. Lineage: Eukaryota; Fungi; Ascomycota; Eurotiomycetes; Eurotiales; Aspergillaceae. Gene Ontology annotation, biological process: positive regulation of cytoplasmic translation.
AUGGAUCCUCGCUCUCGUGCCUGCUACAACUGUGCGUUUCUCGCCAAGGACUGCCCUAAGAAGGGAACGCCUACCUGCUACAACUGCGGUGGUGAGGGCCACGUCAACCGCGAAUGCCCUAACCCUCCCAAGGAGCGUACCUGCUACCGCUGUGGCCAGACUGGCCACCUUUCCCGCGAGUGCCCCCAGGCUGGUAGCGGUGGUGCCCCCGCCCCCGGUGGUGGUUCACAGGAGUGCUACAAGUGUGGUCAGGUUGGCCACAUUGCCCGCAACUGCUCCCAGGGCGGUAGCUACGGUGGCAACGGUUUCUCCUCAUACGGUGGACGUCCUCAGACCUGCUACUCCUGUGGUGGAUUCGGCCACAUGGCUCGUGACUGCACUCAGGGACAGAAGUGCUACAACUGCGGCGAGGUUGGCCACGUUUCCCGCGACUGCACUACCGAGGCUCGGGGUGAGCGUGUCUGCUACAAGUGCAAGCAGCCCGGUCACGUCCAGGCUGCUUGCCCCAGCAACUAA